AUGUUCACCGACUUGAUCACUCGGCUGAAGUUGGUAGACUCAGAAGAUGAAGCCGCAGUGAUAACAAUAAUGUUGGCCAAGGAUGUUAGCGAUUCGAAGAAGCUGUCGGAGACUGCGGUGAAUGUAUUCAACUUGGAGAACCUCUACUCAAGGGAUACAUGGCGGGAGCUGAUAAGAGAACGUGACCAAUCUGCAAAGUGA
Messenger RNA from Perkinsus marinus ATCC 50983, 201 nucleotides. RefSeq lists its product as hypothetical. NCBI's taxonomy places the organism in Eukaryota, Perkinsozoa, Perkinsida, Perkinsidae. Bases 1 to 201 code for a protein of 66 amino acids. The record is from RefSeq and is a predicted model, not a curated record. The transcript is spliced from 2 exons.